AAAAUGCAGAAGUAGAAGCCAGUCAAGAGACAACUGCCGCUGCCGCUCCAGAAGAAGCUCCAAAGGAUGAGAAGGCUGAAGAGGUUCCAAAGGUUGAAGAGCCCAUUGCCACAGUUCCCGUUACCGAGCCUAUCACUGCUGCAGAUACGCCUGACCUAUUGUCCCCUGGCGGUGCCCAAUCUCCUACUGAGGCCCGAGACGAAGAAAAGGCCCUUAUCGAGCAAAAGCGUCUAGAAGAGCAGAAAGAAGUGGAGGAAAAAUUGGCUAAGAUGGCGGCUGAAGAGAAGGCUGAAGAAGAGAGACUUGAAAAACUGCGCCAAGAGGCUGAAGAGAAGGAGCGUCUAGCUCGCGAGAAGGAAGAGGCAGAACAAAAGGCGGCUGAGGCAGAGAAGGAACGAUUACGGCUUGAGAAAGAGGAGCAGGAGCGUUUAGCUCGCGAGAAAGAACAAGCGGAACAAAAGGCGGCAGAAGCAGAGAAGGAGCGGAUACGGCUUGAGGAAGAGGAGAAGGAGCGCAUCAAAAAGGCUGAAGAGGAGGCUCGACUACAAGCGGAGAAAGAGGCGGAAGAGGAGGCUCAAAAGGCUCGUGAAGCAGAAGAACGGAGGAUAGCGAUGGAGAAGGCUAAAGAGGCUGCCAUGAUCGCUGCUGUUGCUGAAGCAGACCGCGCUGCCAAACAGGAAGCCGCCAUGAUUGCUGCUGUAGAGGAGAGACGUGCUGCUGAAGCCGAGAAAGCGAGAAGAGAGCAAGAGGAAGCUGAAAUGGCUGAACGAACUCGUCAGGAAGAAGAGGCUGAACGAAAGCGCAAAGAGGCAGAGGAAGAGCGCAAGAAGAAAGAUGAAGAAGCUGAAGAGAAGGCUCGUGUAAAGGCUCGCAACGCUGUUCAACAAGCUGCUAUGGCUGCCGUUCAAGCUCGUCGUGUCGCAAUCGAGAGGGAGGAGGAAGAGCGAAAACGUCGUGAGCAGGAAGAGGAAGAUCGACGUAUACAGGAGGAAGAGGAUCGUGCCAAGGCAGCUCGUGAAGAAGAGGCCAAAAAGGCACAUGAGCGUGAAGUCGCUGCAGAGCUCGCUCGAAUCCAAGCUGAGAAGGAGGCCGAAGAAGCACGAUUACUCGCAGAAGCGGAGCUUGAAGCACGUCGACUUGCUGAAGAGGCUCAACGCAAGAUUGCAGAGGAGUUGGAAGCCCAACGAAAGGCCGAGGAAGAGGAACGCCAGGAGCAGGAACGCAAGCGCAAGGAAGAUGAGGCGGCAUCGGGAUGGGGGUUCUUUAGGCAGAACAAGAGAAAUCAAGAAAAGCCGGAGAAGGCUCGGCUUCAGAAAGAGAAGAAGGAGCGAGAAGAAAGAGAGCGAAAGCAACGAGAGGCAGAAGAGAAAGCCAGGCUCCAAAGAGAAAAGGAGGAGAAGGAAGAAAGAGAGCGGCUGGAGCGAGAAGAAGAAGAGAGGCUUGCUCAACUCGAAGCCGCACGUGCUGAGGCCGAGAGGCUCGAGGAAGAAAAGAUCGCUCGUGAACUUGAAGCUGCCCGACUCGAGAGAGCCCGCAUCGAAGAAGAGGAGAGACUGAAGCGCGAAGCCGAAGAGGAAGCUCGACGACUGGCAGAGGAGGCCCGACAACUUGAAGAAGAGAUACGUCAGGAAGAAGAACGUUUAGAGCGAAUCCGCCUCGAGGAGGAGCGUAUCAAAGAGGAAGAACGUCGUCUCGCAGAGGAGCAGGCUCGUCGGCUUGCUGCCAAGCAGGAGGAAGAGCGAGUUCGUCGAGAAGAAGCUGAGCGUUUGGAGCGAGAAAAGAAAAAACAAGAGAAAGAGUCUCCUGGUCGCGAGAUCACUGCCAAGGAGCUCGAAGAUCGUUUCUCUCAGCUACGCAUUCCCAACUUCCGCAAGACUGGUCUAUGGCUGAAGAUGCCCGAGCCUGAUGUCGCCGAAAGUGACGUCCCAAGUGCUCCUGAUAGCCCUCGUUCUGGUCUCAGCCUGAGUCCUGUCUCCAGCGACUUGGACGAAGCUAGUGAUAUCGGGCAACCUCCAGAUUCUCCUCGCUAUGACCCAGAAUCUCCUCUUCCUACACGCAAGAUUACAUACCCCUUGGGCGACUUGAGACAACUCAAAGACUUUGGAAUGCGCUCUGGUCGUUCCGUCAGCAGUAGCGUUGCACCGAUUCCUCCCUCUAGUCCUCCUCGUCAAGCCACUCCUCUUCCCAUUGCGAAUGGCGUCAGGCGCUAA
Messenger RNA from Acaulospora colombiana, 2210 nucleotides. The record is from the annotation of a GenBank genome assembly. Lineage: Eukaryota; Fungi; Glomeromycota; Glomeromycetes; Diversisporales; Acaulosporaceae.